This is a messenger RNA of Alternaria atra, 1656 nucleotides long. RefSeq lists its product as uncharacterized. Gene Ontology annotation, biological process: rRNA processing. Gene Ontology annotation, cellular component: ribonucleoprotein complex; cytoplasm; nucleus. Lineage: Eukaryota; Fungi; Ascomycota; Dothideomycetes; Pleosporales; Pleosporaceae. The transcript has 7 exons. The record is from RefSeq and is a predicted model, not a curated record. Gene Ontology annotation, molecular function: RNA binding; ATP binding; RNA helicase activity. Bases 1 to 1656 code for a protein of 551 amino acids.
AUGUCUUACAGCGGCGGUUACGGCGGCGGCGGUGGUGGUGGUGGUGGAUACGGCGGCGGCGGUCGCGGUGGUGACCGCGGCUACUCGAACGGUGGCGGCUACGGUGGCGGUUCCAACGGCUACUCCGGCGGCGGCGGAGGUGGCUACGGUGGUGGUGGUUAUGGCGGCGGCGGCUUUGGCGGUGGUCGCGACGGCGGUGACCGCAUGUCGCAACUCGGCCAGGGCCUGAAGCAGCAAUCAUGGGAUCUUGACACCAUGCCCAAGUUCGAGAAGUCUUUCUACAAGGAGGACCCCGCUGUUACUGCGCGAUCAGCCGCUGAGGUUGCCGAAUACCGCAAGGAGCACCAGAUGACCGUCAAGGGCGAGAACAUCCCUAAGCCCGUCACAACCUUCGACGAGGCUGGUUUCCCAUCCUACGUCAUGAACGAAGUCAAGGCCCAGGGUUUCGCAAAGCCCACUGCUAUUCAGGCUCAGGGUUGGCCCAUGGCUCUCUCUGGUCGCGACGUUGUCGGUGUUGCCGAGACUGGUUCCGGAAAGACGCUCACCUACUGUCUUCCUGCUAUCGUCCACAUCAACGCUCAGCCUCUCCUCGCCCCUGGUGAUGGCCCUAUUGUCCUGAUCCUCGCUCCCACUCGUGAGCUUGCUGUCCAGAUUCAACAAGAGAUCAGCAAGUUCGGAAAGUCCUCGCGCAUCCGAAACACCUGCGUCUAUGGAGGUGUUCCCAAGGGUCCCCAGAUCCGUGACCUCGCACGCGGUGUUGAGGUGUGCAUCGCCACCCCCGGACGUCUCAUCGACAUGCUUGAGGCUGGCAAGACCAACCUCCGCCGUGUCACCUACCUGGUUCUCGACGAGGCUGACCGCAUGCUUGACAUGGGUUUCGAGCCUCAAAUCCGCAAGAUUAUCGGUCAAAUUCGCCCUGAUCGUCAAACCUGCAUGUGGUCCGCUACAUGGCCCAAGGAAGUUCGCCAGCUUGCUGCCGACUACCAAAAGGACUGGAUCCAGGUCAACAUCGGUUCCAUGGAUCUCUCUGCUAACCACCGCAUUCAACAAAUUGUUGAAGUCUGCACAGAGUUUGAGAAGCGUGACCGCAUGGCCAAGCACCUCGAGACCAUCAUGAGCGACAAGGAUAACAAGAUCCUCAUCUUCACAGGCACCAAGCGCGUUGCUGACGAGAUCACCCGAUUCCUUCGUCAGGACGGCUGGCCGGCGCUUUCCAUCCACGGCGACAAGCAGCAAAACGAGCGCGACUGGGUCUUGAACGAAUUCAAGACGGGCAAGAGUCCCAUCAUGGUUGCCACCGACGUGGCUUCCCGUGGUAUCGAUGUCCGCAACAUUACUCACGUGUUCAACUAUGACUACCCGAACAACUCGGAGGACUAUGUCCACCGCAUUGGUCGUACUGGUCGUGCUGGCGCUAACGGUACUGCCAUCACACUCUUCACUACAGACAACUCCAAGCAAGCUCGUGAUCUCGUCCAGAUUCUCACAGAGUCCAAGCAGCAGAUCGAUCCUCGCCUCCACGAAAUGGCCCGCUACGGUGGUGGUGGCGGUGGUGGCGGUCGCUGGGGAGGUGGUCGCGGCCGUGGUGGAGGCCGUGGCGGACGUGGUGGUUGGACCGGAGGUAACAGCGAUCCCAUCCGCAACAGCCGUUGGUGA